Orbicella faveolata is the source of this 3905-nucleotide messenger RNA. Its product is annotated as putative glycoprotein hormone G protein-coupled receptor. Lineage: Eukaryota; Metazoa; Cnidaria; Anthozoa; Scleractinia; Merulinidae. Gene Ontology annotation, molecular function: protein binding; protein-hormone receptor activity; G protein-coupled peptide receptor activity. Gene Ontology annotation, cellular component: plasma membrane. Gene Ontology annotation, biological process: hormone-mediated signaling pathway; adenylate cyclase-activating G protein-coupled receptor signaling pathway; activation of adenylate cyclase activity. The record is from RefSeq and is a predicted model, not a curated record.
CAUCGGUAAUGAUGAAAAGUAGCUUCUUCUAAAAGAAAAAGCGUACGUAUGCCGACCCAAUUGGAGACUAGAGUGCAAAAAUCAUGCCCUGUUCGAGGCCAAAAUGGUCAAAAUCAAAAGAAUGUGAUCAUAGUCUCUUGCCAAAAUCGGUAGUUUAUUUCUGAACAAAACAGGCUUAAAAACCGUACCCUCUGGGGCCUCACUUAUCUACGUAGCCCAUACAGUGGAGCACCCCCUCUCCUCUCCCCGCUCCCCGGGUUAAAACUGAAACCAAUUUAAAGGAUAUGGACAAGGAAAGCCCUAGGGGGUCUCUGCAGGUGACUGUUGUUGUCCUGACUCAAAACAGUGACUGACGUGAUCAUGACAUUUGAUUUGAUCGCCAGCCUCUCGUGACUGACUAGGAUCGGAUCAAAUUACCCCCGCCUGCAUGCAGUUCUUAACAGGAUGCGCUGACGGCGGAUGUUACUUCUGUUAACUCUGUCAUAUUUUAAAUUAACUUGCAGUCUACAAAUAGGCCAAUUUACAACGACGCCCUGUCCGUAAGCCUUGUGCAACAUGUUCGCCGUUAUUUUGGUCGUUUUGGUUCUUGCUAACCUUGGAGAAGGAGAAAAAUGCCCCAGCGAAUGCGAAUGCGACUACACUCCUACGAACAACACGACUGACGUUCGAUGUCACAAGAUGUCUUCUUUUCCAUCUGUCGACGAGUUACCGAAAAAUACAAGAUCGCUGCGUAUAAUGCAGUCUUCUUUUCCAAACCUUCCAGCAGGGGAGCUAAACAAAUUGAAGAAACUAUCCAUACUAAUCCUGGAUAACAAUGAGAUAACAGACAUUCAAGAUGGUGCAUUCGACGGUCUCGAUGAUCUUUUUGAAAUAAACCUGGAUCAUAACAGAUUGGUGAAAUUUCCCGUUUUCAAGACCAAAUCGCCACUGAAGAAACUAUACCUUAACAACAACCAGAUCAAAGAAUUAUCACGAAUGUCUCUUAAAAAUCUGCCGGAGCUAAACCGGUUGGAAUUAGAUGAGACUAGCAUCACAGAAAUACCUGCUUAUAUUUUUAGCAAUAACAAGAAGCUUUUCAUCUUGAGCCUAAAGAAAUCCUCGCUGACAACAAUUGAUGACAAUGCUUUCGUCGAUUCAAAUCUCCAAGAACUGUUUUUACAAGGAACGAAGAUUACGUCUUUAUCAGCUACAGGACUCGAUCGUUUAGUGAAACUAAACCUGGAAGAUGUUGAGAACUUUUGGUCCAUUCCUCCUGGUCUGAGUAAAAUCCGUGAGAUCUACUUGAGUGAGUACAACUCUUUCCUUUGCUGCGCUUUCCACCUGAACAUAUACCAGCGAAAUUUCGCUAGACAGAGUCAUUCUGGGACUAAUUCAAUUGCUACGCCUUCGACAAGAUCAAGUACAUCAUCAAUGCCAUCCACAACAGCAAAUGUUAGAUCUACUACAUUUGCUGCAGUCACUACUAACGUUUCUAGUACUUCAACAACGGUUUCCCACAUUUCAAGCCAACACGGGAGUUUCACAACGCCUGUUGCGACCACACCUCACGACCCAUGGGGUAAGAGAAAACGUCGAAACAUCCCGUUUGGAUUUGAGACAGCGGCCCCAACAACAAAUGGAACCUCUGGGUCAGUUACUACUGCUGAAUCAAGUGGCGGUGGUCAGACUUUCCCGAACUUUGAGACCGACGCAGUGACACUCCCAAAUACGAUUCCCCACAAAAAUACACCAAACAGCAGCGUCCCUGUGGUCACAGAACCACCCCCUGAGGACGUUAUUUGUUUACCCCAAAGAGACGCAUACCACCCCUGUGAGGAUAUCAUGGGCGCAAAAUGGCUGACUGUUGUAUCAUUGAUGGUAGGAAGUAUUGCACUGUUAGCAAAUCUUGUAGUGGUCGUUGUAAUGUUGACAAGUGAUCGUCGCCUGAAUGUUCACCGUUUCCUGAUGAGCAAUUUAGCCUUUGCCGACUUCUGCCUUGGUUUAUACAUAUCCAUCCUGGUGUGCGUGUCUUUGGACACUUCAGGCGAAUAUUAUAACCAUAUCAGAGCCUGGGAGUAUGGCGCUGGAUGUAAAAUCGCGGGCUUCAUCGCCGUGUUCUCCACAGAGCUAUCCGUGUACACCCUAACAGUCAUAACAAUCGAGAGGUUUUUCGCGAUUGUGUAUGCAAUGCAAGUUAACACUCGACUUUCCCUUCGCAAAGCAGUCAAAGUCAUGAUCGCAGGAUGGUUGGUGGCCUUCUUCAUAGCCGUUCUUCCCCUCGUAGGUGUGAACAGUUACCAAAGCGUCGCCAUUUGUUUACCCUUCAAUUCCGACACAAAAGGUGACUUGGCCUACGUGGGCAUUGUCUUGGUACUAAAUUUUGGAACUUUUCUGGUCAUCGCUGGCUUGUACGCGAAAAUGUUCCAAGUUGUGGUGGGAUCAGGGCCCGUUGAAGGGGCCCCACAGCGUAACGACGCCACCGUUGCCAAGCGGAUGGCUUUGCUCGUGUUUACUGACUUUGUUUGUUGGACUCCCAUCGCGUUUUUUGGCCUCUUAGCGGCUUUUGGCGCGCCACUCAUCGGAGUCGAAGAUUCAAAGUUCCUGCUAGUUUUUUUCUUUCCGCUUAACAGCCUCUGCAAUCCAUUUUUGUACGCAUUUUUCACCAAAGCCUUUAAACGUGAGUUCUUCGCCCUGCUGAGUCGCUUCGGGUUUUGUCACACUCGAGCGUUGCAUUACAAAGGCACGCUGUCCUCUCUUAUCUACUCACGGUCACGCACAAAGCGUUCUACGAUAGCUGAGGAUGAUACGAGAUCAAAGCGCAUCUCACAGAUAUCUGCUACAUCUGGCGUGGAGGUAAAACCAGGCAACGGCUUUCUAAACGGGAACAUUUACGAAAAUAACAAAUCUCAGGCUCCUUUACCGGAGUGUAUUCCCAUGAAGGGUGUUCGUAACCCGGGCUUUGGGGAUGACUCACCAGUGAGCCCUAACAACGAUGACGUAUUUUUUGACCCAACAGCCAAGGCAGCGAAAGCGGAAUUAUCCCCAGAGUCUGCGCUGCGGAAUUCACGCUCACGAGACGAGACUCCUGAUUGGUCAAACCAAAGCACGCCCCAGAUUUCGCGCGCUCCCAGUAUUGGCAGUUUCCACGCAAUCGAAGGACAACUUCCCGAGAAACGAGGGAAAAAACAGUCUGUAUCUUUUCGGGACGUCCCCCGAGUCCAAGUCGAAAAGUAAAACAGGGCUCUCGGCAACAAUUCAAGCCUACCGAUCUUAACGACACAUGAUUAACCGUUGUCUAAUAAGCUUGAGGACUUUGACACCGUUGACUGAGCCCACAGUGUAUGGUCAGGGGAGUCACAUGGUAGAGAAAGAAACGAAUUUUUAAUAUAAACAAGACUAUAAAUUAGUUAACAUAAUAUAUGUAGUAGUCUUAAAAAAGACGUUUUAAUAUAUUGAGGAAAAUUAGUAUUACAUUAUGGGAAAAAAAUCAUGCAUGUAAAGACUUUGUUGAUUCAAAAGAAUUAAGGUACAACUCACAUUGAGGCUUAAGUGUAUAACGAUCACGUUAUUUACAGUAACAGCGCUAGAAUUCAAUAGCCCCAGAGCCCUUUCUUCUUACUUGGAGGAAGGGCCCUGGUAACGAAGGGUAAGUAAGGGACCAGCCGGCAGGAUAAGGUGGUUUAGCUUUAGCCAAGAGAUAAUCUCUUGCUUGAGUGCACCUCGCAAUCAAGUUUUGAACACCAGGCUUGGUUCGUUAAAAUAAAAAGCCUCGCAAAUUAAUCCACCUGUUUUGCAGGCCUUGUUAGGUUAAUUUAAGUUCGUGAGUUAUAUUCUUUAUCUUACUAGUGCAUAGCGCUGAACAAGACGUCAAGAUUGACUGAAUAUGUACACAGUCUGACGUUUUCUUGUGAUUACCGUUAUUUUUU